AUCAGCAUUGCCGCAAAAAAGCCAAAUGGACAGUUUCAUGAUUCUACUCUAUCUCUUCUGAGUCAUUAUGACUUUCAUGUCAAUCUUCAUUUCAAUCUAGCUUACCAGCUGUGCCUGGACUCUACACUAAAGUCCAUUUGGUUUGGUCCUUGCUUCUCUCAUCCUCAACUAAACUAAACUUCUCAUUGUUAAGUUGCUAAAUAAAUUCUGAAUAUCUAGCUAGCUCUUGGGUAUUUGAUAUCUUCCUCAAAUGAUAUUAGCUCAAGCUUUUCAAUUAGUCUUCUUUUUUGGUUUCCAAGGAUUAGUUUCAAUUAUAAUUUGGCAUGUUCAGCACUAGGUGUUUGUGGAAAUUCUUUUUUCUUAUGCUGUUCAUGUUUUUGUGGUGAACCCUGGUAUAAACCAUGACUUUUCUUGUUCAACUUUAGUCAUUUUUGGAUAAUAGUUGGAGAUUUUCUGUUUACAUAAUUCAAUCAUUGGUGUUUUUUUAUUUUUUAUUGGGGAGUGAAACAUGUGGGGAAUGGUUUCUAUGAGCUGGAUUUAGAAUGCUUACCAAUUAGAAAACAAACAGGGUAAUCUACCUGUCGGUCUCAUAUCUUAGAAAUACAUCUAUUUUGACAUUGAUUUGAGGCUAUCUGAUGCUGGUACGGUUAGCUUUAUAUUAUUGACAAAAUUCCAGAUCCAUUUGUGCUGUUUUGGUAGGAAACUUUACCAGACAAACCACAAAGUUUUGAAGGUGAACACUGUUCUUGUUACGAGUAAAGAGAAACUAGAGGAAGCUACUCAUUGCUAUAUGGGGGUUAAGGCUUUAGCAAUGGCAUGAAGAAUCUUAUAUAUGGGUAUCAACAACAAGACCAUUGUUUGGUUUAGGAGAGAUCUUAGAAUUGAGGACAAUCCGGCAUUCGCUGCUGCUGCAAGGGAUGGUUUGGUCUUCCCUAUCUAUAUAUGGUGCCCCAAAGAGGAAGGACAAUUUUAUCCUGGUAGAGUGUCAAGGUGGUGGCUGAAGCAGUCUCUUGCUCACUUGGAUCAUUCACUGAAAUCACUUGGAGCCGGACUUGCGCUGAUCAAAACUGACAGUACUCUUGCAGCACUUUUGGAAUGUAUAAAUGCUGUUCAAGCAACAAAAGUAGUGUUUAACCAUCUCUAUGACCCAGUUUCGCUUGUUCGCGAUCACAACAUCAAAGAAAAACUUCUGGAACUUGGUAUUUCUGUGCAGAGCUACAAUGGAGACUUGCUGUAUGAGCCAUGGGACAUAUAUGACGAGAGCGGUCAUGCAUUUACAAACUUCGAUUCUUUUUGGAACAAAUGCUUGGAUAUGCAAAUAAAAACAUUUUCACUUAUUCCUCCUUGUCAACUAGUUUUGGCUGAAGGAAAAGUUGAAAAAUAUUCAAUUGAGGAACUAUGUCUUGAAGAUGAAUCAGAAAAAUCAAGCAAUGCAUUACUAGGAAGAGCAUGGUUUCCAGGAUGGAUCAACAGCGAGAAGGCUUUAACAGACUUUGUUGAAAACCACCUAAUUCAUUACUCCAAGAACAGACUCAAGCUUGGUGGUGACUCCACCUCACUCUUGUCCCCAUAUAUUCACUUUGGAGAAUUGAGUGUGAGGAAAGUUUUUCAGUCGGCGCGCACCAAGCAGAUAUUAUGGACAAAUGAAGGAAACGGUGCUGGUAAAGAGAGUGCAACUCUUUUUCUCAGGGCCAUUGGACUUAGAGACUAUGCACGCUAUCUGUGUUUCAAUUUCCCAUUCACAUUAGAAAGGCCACUACUAGGGAACUUGACAUUUUUCCCUUGGAAUGCUGAUCCUGAAAACUUCAAGGCAUGGAGGCAAGGCAGGACUGGCUUUCCUUUAGUUGAUGCAGGAAUGAGAGAACUUUGGGCAACUGGAUGGAUACACAACAAAAUGCGGGUCAUAGUUUCCAGUUUUGCUGUGAAAAUGUUGCUCAUGCCAUGGAAAUGGGGAAUGAAGUAUUUCUGGGACACACUUUUGGAUGCUGACCUUGAAUGUGAUAUCUUGGGCUGGCAGUAUAUCUCAGGGUGCUUACCGGAUGGUCACAAGCUUGAGCGCCUGGACGAUCCUGAGAUUCAAGGGGCUAAAUUUGAUCCAGAAGGUGAAUAUAUCCGUCAAUGGCUGCCAGAGUUGUCAAGAAUGCCAACUGAAUGGAUCCAUCAUCCUUGGGAGGCACCACUUAGUGUGCUUAGAGCAUCAGGUGUAGAGUUAGGUCAAAACUAUCCAAAACCAAUCACUGACAUAGAUUCGGCUAGAGAUAAACUGACUGGAGCUAUAUUCAAGAUGUGGGAAAAUGAAGCAGCUUCAAAAGCUUCAAGUUCAGAAGAUAGACAUGAAGGUGUAGAUGACAGUGAGAAUAAUUUGCCCAUUCCAAAGGUUUUCUUGAAGGACAAAGCUCCACCACGCGCUACUACUUCAUCCAAUGACCAGAAAGUGCCAGCACUUCAGAAUCCCCAGAAUGAUGAUCCUCCUAAUAGGAAAAGACUGAAAUUCAUGGAAGAGGUGGAGCAGAAACAAGAUGAUUUGCGAAACCUUAGCAAGGAUACCGGGGUAUCAAGCAUUGAUCAAGAAGCGUGCUCCACAGCUGAGUCUUCAUGCACGAAGCAGAGUUCUAGCACCGUCUCGUUUUCUGUCCCACAACAGUGUUCCUCAUCUUCUAACAAAUAGUGGUCAUGUCAAGGACAGAUUGACAUGGAAAGAAGUUUCAACUAAAGAUGGUGAGUAUAACAACAUUCCCAAAGGGGAAAAAGAACUUAAACAAAGAGCGUCUUUAGGACAAGCAAUUCUUGCAUGAAUAUACUGCUUAUAGGCACAACCAGUUAGAAGCUUAAGAUACAUUAAAAUAAUGACAACAAAGCCUUUGUUUUUUAUUAUGCUUGUAGACAGUAUGCUCAUGCAUGUAGGCACUUGAUUCAUAAGAACAGCAGGUUCUAAAUCAUCCGAGUCAUAUCCUACUAAUAGGGAAAGAAAAAAAAUUCUACUGGAAGAUGCAUAGUGAGGUUUCUUUUGA
Lotus japonicus is the source of this 3011-nucleotide messenger RNA. Its product is annotated as cryptochrome-1-like. Gene Ontology annotation, cellular component: nucleus; cytoplasm. Gene Ontology annotation, biological process: circadian regulation of gene expression; entrainment of circadian clock by photoperiod; blue light signaling pathway. NCBI's taxonomy places the organism in Eukaryota, Viridiplantae, Streptophyta, Magnoliopsida, Fabales, Fabaceae. Gene Ontology annotation, molecular function: FAD binding; blue light photoreceptor activity; DNA binding. Bases 833 to 2668 code for a protein of 611 amino acids. The record is from RefSeq and is a predicted model, not a curated record. The transcript has 4 exons.